This is a messenger RNA of Glarea lozoyensis ATCC 20868, 519 nucleotides long. RefSeq lists its product as uncharacterized. Bases 1 to 519 code for a protein of 172 amino acids. The record is from RefSeq and is a predicted model, not a curated record. The transcript is spliced from 3 exons. Gene Ontology annotation, cellular component: mitochondrion. NCBI's taxonomy places the organism in Eukaryota, Fungi, Ascomycota, Leotiomycetes, Helotiales, Helotiaceae.
AUGGUGUCGGGAAAGGACGGGAGGAGCCCAGUCGUAGAGAUUUAUUGGACUAGCACAUAUUCGAAGCCGACUCCUUCUGGAUCUGGAAGGGAUUGGGAGGAAGCGAUAGUCUCAAACGUCAAGAAAGUCAUACCAGACACCGUGAAGGACAAAUGGCAUGAAUUUCGAUCCUACAUGAAAAAGACGGAAAAGGAUGUAACCGGCGAUGACAGCAUCAAUGAGACCGUCGAGAUGGCUGGCUGGGGUGUGGAAGAGGCCGAAGCUAAAAACAAGAAAGAUGCCAGUCUUGCAACUCAGCUCGCGCUUGCCUACGCAAUUCACAAGUCUUUCAUCUUCAUCAGGGUACCUCUAACGGCUGCGGUGACUCCGAAAGUUGUCAAUACUCUUAGGGGCUGGGGAUGGGAUAUUGGGAAGCGAACAACUAAGGAAGCAAAGGCUAUGAAAAGAGCGAGCUUCCCUAAGAAGAUCAAAGCAGAGAGACCGUGGAACAGGAACCGUAAAAGAGGAAACGGCAGCUGA